Molecule: messenger RNA, 876 nt
Organism: Camelina sativa (false flax)
Lineage: Eukaryota; Viridiplantae; Streptophyta; Magnoliopsida; Brassicales; Brassicaceae
Product: nucleolar protein 56-like
Cellular component (GO): box C/D methylation guide snoRNP complex; small-subunit processome
Molecular function (GO): snoRNA binding
Source: RefSeq, a predicted model, not a curated record
UUAAGCCCUUUUUAACAUCCCUUCUUCUCCUCCAAAAAUGGCGAUGUAUGUUCAGUACAAAUCUUCUUCAGGCUAUGCCAUCUUCGAGGUGCACGGACUAGAUGAGAUCGGGCAGAACACUGAGGCCGUUCGGACCUCCGUCUCUGACCUCAGUCGGUUUGGCCGCGUAGUUCAGCUCACAGCGUUUCCCCCCUUCGAGUCUGCUCUCGAUGCUCUCAACCAAAUCAACGCCGUCUCCGAAGGUGUUAUGACUGACGAGCUAAGAAGUUUACUGGAGUUGAAUCUUCCUAAAGUCAAAGAGGGAAAGAAACCCAAGUUCAGCUUAGGAUUGGCUGAGCCUAAACUCGGUUCACAUAUUUUUGAAGCCACUAAAAUCCCAUGCCAGAGCAAUGAGUUCGUACUUGAGCUUCUCAGAGGUGUACGCCAGCAUUUUGAUAGGUUCAUCAAGGACCUAAAGAUUCCAUUUUGGGUAUCAAGAUACAUAGCUGGGGGAGUAGGUGUUUCUUUUCCGACUGAGCAACUGUUCAGAAGUCUUGUAGUUACUCUGUUAAUCCCUUUAAUCAUUGGCAAGGUUAUUCGGGAAUCAUUUCAAAGGUUUUGCAAACUUAGUUGACAAUAACCGUAGCCUCUUUUCAAAUAUCAACGCAAUCUGCCUCAGUAUGGGUAGCCUUGGACUAUCGCUUUGUUGCGGGUGUGGUCAGGACCUUUAACUGGUGACCGUAUGGUAAUCGCUCUCUGGAACAGUUGCUCUGAGCCUGCAACCAUUACAGCAUCAUGGGGGUUGAAUAUAAAACGGGGGCCAUAAAAAAUGAAGAAUAUGGCUUUGUGAUUGUUAAUGUGGUUACGUGGGAGUUUAGUGAUGUGAUGAUUUAUGAG